GCGUGGAUGGUGCUCGACAAGAACAUGGAGAUAGGUAUGGAACCAAACGCUCGGUGACUGCGAAAGUUCGGCCGAAGCUGGGGUUUUAAGUGGUGCUCUGUGUGCCCAUUACUAGCGCGCGAAAGCCGCCAAGUGCCCGCGGCGCAACGGCGACAGCGUAUCGCACGUGAGAUAACCAGAGCAAUGACGGCCCACUAUUGGCUGAUCCGGAUAGUAGGUCGCGGCGCGGCGCUGCUGAAGUUGGUCCCUUGGGCUGCAGCUUCGUCCCGUCCUACAUACGGGAAGUACACCGGUCCCUCCUUCCGGCCCAACAGGAGAUUAUCUUUGGGAGGACUGCCGCUUUUAGGCGAGUAUUUCGCCAACAGGCAGUCUCUCGUCCAACUUUCCUUCCCUUCACUAGCAUUUCCCUGGGUCGUUGGCAGCAAUGUCGUCCUCUAGCGGCGCGGCGGUUACUAUCGACCGCGGUUAUUUUGAUACCCUCAUGCGAAGAGCACAGUUUAAUACCGAACAUGCCAAUUACAAUGGGCACUCGUCUUCCGUGGUCAUUUCGCGGGCCGAAUAUGACAGUCUCACCUCGAUCGCGAAACAAUACGUUGGGCGGCCCGGCGAGAGACGUGUUAACGAAUGGCAGCUUCUCAGCCAGGAUGACGAGACGAUACAGACGGGGCAUUCUCAGGCGACCCCGGCGCCAGUGCCCGACCCCAACGAAGACGGAGGUGCGCGGCUGCACGCAUGCACACAGCCCUCUGCUAGUGCCACGGGCCAGCAGAAAGCAGUGUCACACGCCACCCCGCACGGUCGGUAUCACGAGCGCUCCACGUGGGCUGAUGGCGAUGUAGACGAAGACGGAGACGAAGACGAAGAGAAUGCUGUAAGCGACACGGAGUCGCAUAUCGAAGGUCCUCCUGGCGCCAACUACGCCAAGCCCCUCGCUCAGCGGCCGCAGUUUGAGCGGCAAUGUGCCCGCACGAUUCAGCUUUGCAACUUGGCGGACGGCACCACGCAUGCGGAUAUCACGGAUGUGGUGCGUGGUGGCAUGCUUCUGGAUAUCUUCGUACGGACUCACGAGCGCUCUGCUGCAAUCUCUUUCCUCCACUCGGCGGACGCCAAGAGAUUCUACGAUCAUGUCCGGCGGCAUGAUCUGUAUAUCAGGAACAAGAGGGUCGAGGUCAAGUGGAGCGACCGCCAGUUCGUACUUCCCGGUCAUGUCGCAAGCAAGAUUGCCAUGGGCGCCAGCCGUAACCUUGUCAUUAUGGGUUACGAUAAUAGGCAUACCGAAGAGAUCAUCCGCGAGGAUCUGGACCAUAUCCACAACCUGGUAGUGGUCAAGGUGGAAUUCACGGGCGGCAACUGCUACAUCGGCCUCAACUCGGUCCACAAUGCCAUCAAUGCGAGACAGUGCAUGCUGAGCCGCUGGCGGUAUAAAGGCAAGAAGAUCAACUACGACGUCGAUGAGUGCGCUCAGCCGUACCCGCAGCCGGCACCCAAGAUCCGUAAGGAAGUGGCGCCACCUAAGAAGCCGCUUGCGGCAAUUCACAACCGUUUCCAUCUCCUGAAUAUCGAUGAUGGCGAAGAAGAUGACAUCGCGGCAACGUUUCAAUCGAAGAAGUCGGUGGGCAUCGUAGCCUAG
Chaetomium strumarium is the source of this 1630-nucleotide messenger RNA. RefSeq lists its product as uncharacterized. The record is from RefSeq and is a predicted model, not a curated record. NCBI's taxonomy places the organism in Eukaryota, Fungi, Ascomycota, Sordariomycetes, Sordariales, Chaetomiaceae. Bases 425 to 1630 code for a protein of 401 amino acids. Gene Ontology annotation, cellular component: cytoplasmic stress granule. Gene Ontology annotation, biological process: mRNA splicing, via spliceosome. Gene Ontology annotation, molecular function: mRNA binding. The transcript has 6 exons.